Messenger RNA from Trichoderma atroviride IMI 206040, 1352 nucleotides. Lineage: Eukaryota; Fungi; Ascomycota; Sordariomycetes; Hypocreales; Hypocreaceae. The record is from RefSeq and is a predicted model, not a curated record.
UGCAUUUGUGUGUAUACAUUCAUUCCUGCUUCUGUCAUUCAUUCUGAAUAUGCCCUGCUAGAUUGCUCCUCCUCCUAUACAGCAUCAACGUAUGAAAACAAUCAACGAGCUGGGCAUCCAGGAUCGUCAUCAGGCAGCAGACUGGCCCUCAGCGCCCGCAAGCGAUACGCACAUGUGAAAGAGCAGAGAGCCAUGGACACGCAAGGACAGACGAAUGGAUGGAUGCAAUGCAAUGCCACCGACUGACUAGCAGGCUUUAUGCGUCUAAGCAUUGGACAUUGGACGGGAGGCAGAAUCCUGGCAGUUAGGCAUCAUCGCCUCUAGUUCGUCUCUUGCAGCCGCAUACAGUAUCAUGGUUGAAUGAGACAGCGCAGAGUUGCGCCGCGGCAAGCCACACCCUGGAUGGCCUAGGACUUUGGCCACCAAAUCGCAGAAGCAGAGGCUGCCAGAUCUGAUUCUAUUGCUCAUCGCCCUGCGUAAUUUGGCCUCGCUAUCAGCCGCCUCUUAUCUGGCGCCGUCGCUUCAGACGCCUCCCUGCUGGCGCGGAAGCCAUCGCGGGAUUUUGGCCAACACAAGACGGCCUAUGCUUGUCCGACACAGCAAUACUGCGACAAAAAAUGAUUGAUUGCUCCGCGCUUCUGCCCGACGACGGAGUGGUGUGGAGUCCUAUUCAGCGAUUCCCCCCAUUGUGGGCGUCCACAGCCUGGCCUCGGUGGCUUGCCGGUGCGUGCUCGACUGGAACUCGCCGCAUUAUCGCAGCCAUGUAACGCAGCAUCUGAUAAACCCAACACGCGAUGCCCGGCCAGGCCAGCCUCAUCUCGCCCAAGUCCCCACAGCGCCUGUCUCUGGCCUUCUGUGCCGGCCCCGCCAGCGCCUGCUUUUGCCACAGCUCAAGCCAUUUCCGCUGGGAUCCCGAUCAUACCCGCCGUUCGCCGCCCUACCCUGCGGCUUUAGCUCUAUUGUCGUGCGUCGCGGAUCGACGUAUGAGACGGGACGCUUCUGGUCUCCCCGGAUGGCCGACCCUUGUAAAUGCUACCCUUGGCUCUCUUAGUCGAUUUGGCGAGAGCGUUGCCUUGUUUUGCCUCCUAUCGGAUUCGCAUCUUGUUGGACAGCUCCCCGGAGGUGAUAUGGGGUGAUGGGCGCGAUGUUCUGAUGCUCGUCAACAAAAAAGACGCAGGCCCCGUCUUAAGUUUGCAUGAAUUCCUGUGAUAUCAUCCGUGCGUUUGUGCCUGACUCAUCUGCUAUUCAGUGUUUUCGUCUUCUUUCUUUUCUUUUUCUCUUCUUCUCCUUGUUGUCCUUAUCCAUUUAUUUCGUUUUCCCAAUUUUGAAACUGCAAGUGCCAUUUGUGCAGG